AUGAGUUGGUUGUAUGCUUCAUUGUCAGAUGGGAUGCUUAAUCAGAUUAUUCACUUUCAAACAGCCUCUGCAAUCUGGGCCUCUCUUGAACAGAUUUAUAUUGCUGCUUCCUUUGCAUGGGUCUCUGAAGUCCGAACCACUUUGCAAAAUAUCAAGAAGGAGGGACUUACUACCUUUGCUUAUUUACAGAAGCUUACCUCUUUGUGCAACACUCUUGCGUCUCUUGAUAACCCAGUUUCUCCUCAGGACCACUUGAUUUAUCUCCUCAAUGGACUGGGUUCUGACUACAACGCUUUUGUAACUUCAAUCCAAGCAAGGUCUAUGAAACCCUCUAUUGAAGAAGUUCAUUCCCUGUUGCUCAGUCAUGACGCUCGUCUAGAUCGACAAAAUGCUGAUGCAAACCUCAGCUCCCUUCAUGUCAAUUUUUCAAAUCUUCAGCUUCCCAAAUCCAUGCCAAGAAUUAUCACCCCAACCUCUUCUGCCCCUCCCUAUCCGACUCGUGUCCCUCAUCGACCCCCUUUUCCCAAACACUAUCCCUCACCAUGCCCUACUUCCUCCUAG
Molecule: messenger RNA, 561 nt
Organism: Humulus lupulus (European hop)
Lineage: Eukaryota; Viridiplantae; Streptophyta; Magnoliopsida; Rosales; Cannabaceae
Exons: 1
Coding region: 1-561 (186 amino acids)
Source: RefSeq, a predicted model, not a curated record